UAGGAAUCGUGAAGAGUUCUUUAGAAAUUUCUUUUUGGCUAGAAUUGGUCUACGAGAAUUGGUGAGUGGCGUCGUUCCUUUCGAAAUUUGCGUUUGAUUAUGUAAUACCGAAGUGUUCUUUCUCAUGUAAGUCUCGUGUUCUGAUGUCGAACUUUUAGGUUUUACAACGAAUUUGAUUUGUAAAUUGAUGAUUCGUUGAUUUUUGUGGGUUUGGGUAGCUGAAAUUAGGAGGAAUCAAGGUGAAUUUUUUGAUUUUUGCCAAAUUGUUUUCAGCCGAGAUGGAAUCGACCUCUGGUGUUGUGCUGCAUCCAUUGGCGGCGGGAUCGCUCAGAUAUUUUCCAGGGACAUCCUCUGGUAAGGAGGGCAUGAAAGAAGAGGUUGUGCGACUAGGAGUUGAGCUCUCACUAUCUAUUGCUGAAUCCAUGUUCUUGCUGUCUGAUGACAUUUAUACUUUAUUAUGGUUCUGCUAUAAGUUAUGGAGAGAUGUAAUACCGUACCGGAAUCCCGUGUUAGAAAGGGUGCUUCGUGUUAUAUCAUUAUAUCUACUCAAAAGAUAUCAAACCGAGGAAUGGAGUGUAUCGUGAUGGUGGCAAUUCGUUCCAAUGGGAAUUGAUCAGAAACACAUGGAAGUAUUUUUCUGACGGAAUCAUAGUUUUACAUCGCCUGGAUAUGGUUCUCAGAAGAAUAGAUAGCUCCUUUGAUGACAGACUAUUAUCACCCGCUAUUAAAAAAUACAAGCAAGAAGUGCUGAAGAAGCUAGAGGAAAAAUUGAGGUCCGCAGAGGAUGUUUCAGAGGCGCAUGGGUUUGCCAGGGAGACGUUAGAGUCUAACAUUUUUGACUUGUGGAAAUCUCUAUUUGAUGAAGAACCAACACCCAGAGUGGUAAGGACUAGGAUUCUUAGCGACCUGUUUACACCUAUUUUGGGCAAACCAGUGCAUAGCGAGAUACAUGCACUCCCCGUAUGUUCUCCUUACAUUCUAGGGAAGGAUUUUGCAAUGCAGGAACUGAAAGAGGAGGUUGUGCGACUAGGAGUUGAGCUAUCACUAUAUAUAGCUGAAUCGAUGUUUUUGCUGUGUGAUAACAUUCGUAUGAUGUUACGGUUCUGCUAUAGACUAUGGAGGGAUGCAAAAAGGGACUUGAUUGGUGAUAGUCCCGUGGUGGAAAGGCUGCUCCGUGUUAUUCAUUAUGUCUACACAAAAGAUAUCAAACCGAAGAAUGGAGUGUAUCAGAAUGGUGGCAACAAUUCGGCCCAUUGGGGAUUGAUCAGUAGGACGAGUGAGAGUUUUGUCGCUGGAUUUAGAGAUCUGGAUAGCCUUGUCUUGUUUCUCAGAGCAGGAGAAAUAUGUGGACGAGAGUUUAUGUCUAGUAUUAAAGAAGAGGUGGAGAAGGUAGGGGAGAAGUUGUUGUUUGUGAAGGCUGUUUCUGAGGCGAAUGGGUUUGCGAGGGAUGUGAUGGAGUCAAACUUUUUGGACUUAUGGAAAUCUCUCUUUGACAAAGAAGCCAAGGAAGCAACACUGACUCUGAAAGCGAUAAAGAAUGGGAUCCUUCGUGACUUGUUUCUCCCUCUAUAUAACGAAGCACCAUAGCGAUUGCAGAGAACUCAAAACAAUCUCAUCUAACUUAAGUUACGUAUGCACACAUUUUUACUCAUUUAGUAAAUGUAUAUCUUUCAUUUUUACUUAUUUCAUCUUAAUUUCA
Camelina sativa (false flax) is the source of this 1699-nucleotide messenger RNA. Lineage: Eukaryota; Viridiplantae; Streptophyta; Magnoliopsida; Brassicales; Brassicaceae. The record is from RefSeq and is a predicted model, not a curated record.